This is a messenger RNA of Aplosporella prunicola CBS 121167, 2297 nucleotides long. RefSeq lists its product as uncharacterized. The record is from RefSeq and is a predicted model, not a curated record. The transcript is spliced from 3 exons. Gene Ontology annotation, molecular function: ammonium channel activity. Gene Ontology annotation, cellular component: plasma membrane. Bases 382 to 1971 code for a protein of 529 amino acids. Gene Ontology annotation, biological process: ammonium transmembrane transport. NCBI's taxonomy places the organism in Eukaryota, Fungi, Ascomycota, Dothideomycetes, Botryosphaeriales, Aplosporellaceae.
CUCUGCUCUCUCUCUGCACCCACCACCACCACCACCAGCAACUCGCCCACCGCUGGUCCGGUCCAGCGCAUCGUUCGUCGACGUCGAGUCCAGAUGCCGCCCCGGCCCCGUUAGGCCCGCCCGUCCGCCCUGCCCCAAGCUCCAGCCUUCUGGAAAAAGCCACCCAGCCAAACCCCACGAGGCGCCGGCCCAGCUCGUCUAUUUUGCCCCAGGCGGCCUUGCCAAAGGGAGAGAGAUAAGCUGGCCUCGACAAUGCGUCGUUGGCUCGCUCUCUCUUAAAGCACCUCGGCCCCGCACCCUCCCGCAGAUCCAUAAAGGCCCUUUGUUCUUGUUGUGUGCUUGCUGCUUUUGCUGCUGUUUCUCACACACUAGGUGCCCAUCAUGUCUUACUCGUGGGUUGGAGCACCCACUCCCUUCAACGGCACCAACGAACACCUCGGCGGCGACUCCAGCUCCGAAAACUUGAACCAAUGGUACCAAUCCGGAGACCAGGCCUACAUCAUCAUAUGCUCGGCCAUGGUCCUGAUCAUGGUCCCCGGCCUGGGCUUCCUCUACUCUGGACUCGCUAGGAGAAAGUCCGCCCUGUCAAUGGUGUGGGCCUGCAUGGCCUCGUCGUCCAUCAUCACUUUCCAAUGGUAUUUUUGGGGUUACUCGCUCGCUUUCAGCCAAUAUGCCACCAACGGCUUCAUCGGCGACUUGCGAAAGUUUGGCUUGAUGAAGACGUUGGGCGCCCCGAGUCCUGGCAGUGUCUUGAUCCCGGAUCUGCUCUACGCCUUCUACCAGAUGCAAUUCUGCGCUGUAACGGCCGCUAUCGUCGUCGGUGCCGUCGCUGAGCGCGGUCGCCUGAUCCCGUCCAUGGUCUUCAUCUUCGUGUGGGCAACCAUCGUCUACUGCCCGAUUGCCUGCUGGGCCUGGAACGCCAACGGUUGGUUUUACAAGUGGGGAGGCAUGGACUACGCUGGUGGUGGACCCGUCGAAAUCUGUUCCGGAAUGUCGGCCCUCGCUUACUCGAUGAUCCUCGGACGCCGCCAGGAGAGGAUGAUGCUUAACUUCCGCCCUCACAACGUCUCGCUCAUCACCCUCGGCACCAUCCUUCUGUGGUUCGGCUGGCUCGGCUUCAACGGUGGCUCCGCCUUCGGUGCCAACCUGCGUGCCGCCAUGGCCUGCUGGAACUCGAACCUCACGGCCAUGUUCGGUGCCAUUACCUGGGUUCUUCUCGAUUGGAGGCUUGCCCGCAAGUGGUCCAUGGUCGGCUGGUGUUCCGGCACCAUCUCUGGUCUCGUCGCCGCGACGCCCGCGUCUGGUUUCAUCACCCCCUGGGCCUCGGUCUGUCUCGGUAUCGCCACCGGCAUUAUUUGCAACUUUUCGACCAAAAUCAAGUUCUGGGUCCGGAUUGACGACGCGAUGGAUGUGUUCGCGGAACACGGCGUGGCUGGCAUGGUCGGCCUUUUCUUCAACGGCAUCUUCGGCGCCAGCUACAUCAUCGGACUGGAUGGCGUGAACGCGGGAGUCAAGGGCGGGUGGAUCGAGCACGGCUGGGUCCAGCUUCCCAAGCAGAUCGCCUACAUUGCGGCCUGCACGGGCUACGCCUUCGUCAUGAGCGCGCUGAUCGCUUUCGUCAUCAACAAGAUUCCGGGCCUGCACCUGCGCGCGUCCGAGGAGGCCGAACUCCUCGGCAUGGACGACGACCAGCUCGGCGAGUUUGCCUACGAUUAUGUCGAGGUUCGCCGUGACUACCUCGCCUGGACCCCGGCGAAGAACGAGCCCGCGUCGUCCGAGCACCAAAUCCCGCAGGGCGAGCGCCACGGCAUCGCGCAGCACAGCCAGAUGCUCGAGGGCUACGAGCCCAGCGAUGAGGACACGGGCCCGUCGCCGCCGGACUCGGGCCACGCGCACACGGGCAUCGGUGGUGACAGGCACGCCGUCGCUAUUGAGGAGAAGUCGCAGCCGCACCCCGACGAGGGGCGGUGAGACGGGCCACGCUCUGCCCUUUUUUCCCUUUUUUCUUCUUCCUAUUUGCGACGACGAUACUGCUUGUUUAUACCUAUUUGCUGGCACACACGCACACGAUGACACCCUUGGGUUUGGGAGCGCGGACCACGGUCCUUUUGUCUUGGUUUCUCUGGGGGAUAUGUUUGUAUUUUCCUUUUUUCGUUUCGUUGGGGGCGGCGUUGGAUACCAAAGAGUUUCACUCGGAUUGCGGCAGCAUCACACACACGACGGAUGGCGCGUGUCCUUGCAUACCGGCAAGGCGGCGCUUGUUUACCCUCUUGGUGUGUUUUUUUUUUUUUUUUCUU